Oppiella nova is the source of this 521-nucleotide messenger RNA. The record is from the annotation of a GenBank genome assembly. Lineage: Eukaryota; Metazoa; Arthropoda; Arachnida; Sarcoptiformes; Oppiidae.
ACGAGUAUAAUAGCGCACUGGACCCGGAGCUGGCAAUGCCUGAACUGAAUCGCAACACAUAUUGUAAUAUAAAUCAUGAGAAUUGCAUUCAUUGGUCGAAUGGCAAGGAUAUGAUGGCAAAUGUAGCAAAUGUUGAGCCAAAUCACCAAAUGUUUGGCUCAUCGCUUCAAUUGUCAUCAGAUGUGCAAAAGGCAAUCGAAAGCAUUUUAAAUAUUGCCGACCAUAUCAGGAAAGAUGACGAUGAAAAUAAUGUGAUAGAAGAUUGGAAAUAUGUGGCAAUGGUCCUAGACAGACUCUUUUUGUGGAUAUUCACAUUAGCAUGCUUAUGUGGCACCUGUGGCAUCAUUUUUCAAGCCCCUUCACUGUACGAUCAAAGGACUCCUAUCGAUCAACAACUAUCACAAAUCGGCCGAUGAUUUUACACUCUUAUAUGACUAUAAGCUCAAUACAAACCAUUCACAAAGCGAUUUACAUUUUUUAAAUACUGUAUAUAAUGUAUAUAGUUUAUAGGACUAAAGCAU